ACGCUCAUUCUGACUUCUGUGACGGUUUUCUACGUAGAUUACAGAUGCACCGCAGAUCGUACAUUUUGAUCUAGUUUAUUUGCCGUAGUUGGCGAUCAAAGAUGGUCGACGUGGUGCACAUGCGCACCGCAGAUCGUGCAGGUGCCUGUUACAGGACGCUAGCUUGUUUAGUCGGGUGUUGGUCUUGGAAUUCCCCACAAACUUCACAAAUGGAGAAAACCUUUAGUGAGUGGAAGAAACGGUGUCUGAACAAAGUUGACCUGAGUAAAAAGGGUAAUGUGGAUGAAGAUAUUGUGCACUUAGUGCAUUUGCUCAAUAGCUACGAGGAGUAUUUCACUACAAGUUCCUGCUCCGGACGAAUUACAGUAAUUGACACGGCUCCCGAAAGCUGUGUUGUGCAGAAGAAAAACCUUGUCUGGCUGUUUGUUUCACAUACGAAAUGCACAUUUGAUGACGUGAUGUCUGCUCUGGUCAGCGCUUGUGGAAAUGCUGUGCUGAAGUUUGAGCCAUUUGUGCUCCAUGUUCAGUGUAGGACACUGGGGGAUGCACAGUUAAUGCUUUCAGCAGCUGUCCAGUCUGGCUUCAGAAACUCCGGUCUCACUUUUAGCAAGGCCGGGAAGAUCAUUAUGGUACUGUAAUGUUUUUCUUAAAUAAAUCACACAAAUGGUUGUAUUACACUACACAGAAAAGGUGACAAUAUAGUUAGCUUGUAACUAUACAGUAUUGAAAACAAAAUCACAUUACUCUUGAUACACGAACCUGUGUUGCCUAUGUAAUGGCAGAACCGUGAUACGCCCCUUCCAACUCGCAGAAUGUAUAUGUAUAUAUGUGUGUAUAUAUGUAUAUGUAUAUGUAUAUAUGUAUGCAUGUAUAUAUGUAUGUGUGUAUAUGUAUGUAUGUGUAAUGUGUGUAUAUAUGUAUAUAUACGUGUGUGUGUGUGUAUAUGUGUGUGUGUAUAUAUGUACAUGUGUGUGUGUAUAUUUGUGUGUAUGUAUAUGUAUAUAUGUAUGCAUGUGUAUAUGUAUGUGUGUAUAUGUAUGUGUAAUAAUGUGUGUAUAUAUGUAUAUAUACGUGUGUAUAUAUGUGUGUGUGUAUAUAUGUACGUGUGUGUGUGUAUAUUUGUGUGUAUGUAU
Phyllopteryx taeniolatus (common seadragon) is the source of this 1133-nucleotide messenger RNA. Its product is annotated as tRNA wybutosine-synthesizing protein 3 homolog. Lineage: Eukaryota; Metazoa; Chordata; Actinopteri; Syngnathiformes; Syngnathidae. Gene Ontology annotation, biological process: tRNA methylation. Gene Ontology annotation, molecular function: tRNA methyltransferase activity. The transcript is spliced from 4 exons. The coding region runs from base 102 to 638 and encodes 178 amino acids. Gene Ontology annotation, cellular component: cytoplasm. The record is from RefSeq and is a predicted model, not a curated record.